ACUCUCUCUCUCACCAACACCGUCCAUCCUUCAGGGACCCCUGGACCUGCCGAAACAGGCCUCCAACAAGUGGCGCCCAAACAGGGACCUGAAGGACACAGACUCCCCCUUGUGGAAUCCAGAUCGUUUAGUGCGACGCUAUGUGGAGCCUUCCGACUCCUCCCUCGACUCCAGCGCCUCCCCCACCAUAUCAACCUCAACCUCGGACUCGCAACCCAGGAAGAAUGCAGAGAAACCAUCAUAUCCUCAACCCCCUGCCUCCUAUGGGUCCACGCAGGAUAACAACACUCACUGAGACCAUGAGUGAACUCUCCUUGCAGGAGGAACGACCCCGUCGCCGCCGCCACCUCGCCCGAUCUAUGCGGAUCUCCACUCGUCAUACUUGGGGACAAUUAAAAACCCUGACAGAUGAGGCUAUUACCCUUGUUGAAACUCAGGGAAACUCAGUUACUCCAGCUACGCUGUUUGUAGCCCUUCUUGCACUAUUGUCUUCUCAGGCCAGUUCGGGUUAUGCCCUUAAACAACAAUAUUGGACUUAUAUCCCAAACCCUCCUAUGUUAAGGCCUGUAACUUGGGAUAAUGAGCCUAUUUCUGUUUUCACUAACAAUCCAGAUCUACUCGGUGGCAGCUCAGAUGAGUUCCUGAGGCCUCAAAUCAAUCCUGAUUUCUCCUAUGUUGGAAAAUCCAGUUCCCCUCCCAUAUGUUUUUCUUAUGGUCAGAGUCUUAAGGGAUGCCUUCCCGUCUCCCAUAAAGGCCUACUGACUGAUUCUCCAACUGAAGUUAAAGGAAGGCGGGAAUUUUGGUCUAUAUUUAUGUUGACUCCGGGGAGUAGAGACCCUGUUACUGAUGAUAAACAGUCUAUUCCUAAAAAAUUCAGUCGCUGCAACAAGCCACCUCCUUUCCAGACUCAUCCUAACGAUAAUUCAAAUGACAAUGUCUGGACACUCAUUGAUGUUAACUAGGGUUAUCCUCAUUGGUGGUCUUGUAUGUAUCCUAUGCGAAUAAGUUACUAUUUGACACACACAAAACAAAUAAUAAAUGAUUAGUCUAAUCCCAUGCCCUCUGCUGACUAUAGGCAUUCACUCAAGAGCUUGCCCAAAUACUCUUGGUCAGAUACCCUUAUACCUAAACCCUUAUCAGUUAACAGAUGGCAUACUAAUGGAUGGGUCCCUCCUAUGCUAACAAUGACUAUUGAUGGCAAUCUCUUUAAGCAAACUGACAUUUGGCAGCUCGUGGCUGCAAUGCGUCACAUUAUAUUGACUCGCCCAUAUGGCCCCACAUAUUAUGCUGUCACUGCCUGUGUUCAAGCGCCAUAUGCCCUCCUGUAUUCUAGCAUGACCCAUGGAAAGUUUGCUAUUGAAUCAAAAAAGGAUCAAAGCUAUUAUAUUACAUGUACAGGAUGUGUUCUAACUAACUGCAUUUCUUCUGAUAAUGGAAUUAAGUUUUUAAUGAUAUUAAGACAACCUCCUUACAUUAUGCUCCCUGUAGAACUAAAUAUCCCUUGGUAUGAUGAUUAUGGAUUGCAGGUCUUACAAGAGAUCAAUUAUGCUCUCAUACGCCCAAAGCGAUUCAUUGGAGCUCUAAUAUUGGGCAUUACCGCACUGAUUGCCAUCAUAGGGUCUAUGGCUGCUUCCACUGUCUCCCUUGUCCAGGAUAUACAUACAGCCCAACACGUUGACCAAUUAACUAGAAAUGUCUCUUUUGCAUUGGCCACUCAAGAAAUAAUUGACAGGAAAUUGGAUACUAAGCUUAAUGCCUUAGAAGAGGCAGUACUGUUUAUCGGAAAUGAAUUAAGUUUUCUAAAAUCUCGUUUGGCUCUUCGAUGUCACAAGGAGUAUAGUUGGAUCUGUGUUACUCCCCUCCAACAUAAUGAUACCAUUCACACUUGGGAGAAUAUCCAAAAUCACCUACUUGGUAUUUGGAAUCAUUCUAAUUUUAGCAUUGAUGUCCAAACCCUUCAUGAACAGAUUCAGGCUAUUAAUGCAUCCUCUACCUUUGUCUCUCCUUCACAGGUUGCAACCUCCUUUUUACAAGGACUACAAAAUUUCAUUAGCGCUCAGGGACUAAAUUUACUCCUGACAAAUAUUGGCAUGGUGGCUGGAGUGUUAGUGCUCAUAUUGUGCCUUGUUCCCUGUUUCUUCAAAAUAACUAAUCGAGGCUUUCACAGAGAAAACGUUGAGCUGCACAACCUUCAUUUACAAAAUAAGAAAGGGGGAGAGAUGUUGGGAGCCCUUCCGAACUCAUAAGUUGAGAAUACUCCUUGUGAGGUUAAGGCAAGUUUGCAUGGUCUCUUGCCUUCAGAUGGUGACCGAUAUCCACCCCCACUCAAUUAUUUCUGCUUGAGCACUGACCCCCAAGGUACCUUGUUAAUCGAUAUCGGAAGUAACUGUCCCCUUAUUCUGGCCCUGGUAUGAUGAUUGCACCCUGUGAAAGAAAUUACUGUAGGAACCUCUCCCUUUGUGAUUAUGGGUACAGACGUCUGUCUGCGGCAGGUCCUGUUCUCCUUGAUACUUCCCUUGUUUUUCCUUCCCAGAUAGCAGUGUCCUUUCUAGAUGGAUUGCAUAAUUUUUCUAGUAAUGUAGCUUCCUUUUUUUAAAAAUAAAUAUUGGUAAUAUCCUUAGAGCCAC
This is a messenger RNA of Hyaena hyaena (striped hyena), 2627 nucleotides long. Its product is annotated as endogenous retrovirus group K member 8 Env polyprotein-like. NCBI's taxonomy places the organism in Eukaryota, Metazoa, Chordata, Mammalia, Carnivora, Hyaenidae. Gene Ontology annotation, molecular function: structural molecule activity. The record is from RefSeq and is a predicted model, not a curated record. Bases 1056 to 2246 code for a protein of 396 amino acids. The transcript has 2 exons.